AAUACCAAAUGUCAUUUGACGUCCAAUUUUGCGUGGUUUCACUGUGUUUGUUUGGGUUUUUAAAAAUGAACUUUGGUGUUAUAAUUUAAUUGUGGAAAUAAAAUAUUAAAUAACAUGCGUUAUUAAUUUGAUUACAAUUGUUAUUAACGAAAAAAUGGCUAUACCGCCCUUUCCGUCACAAGAUUUGGCAAAACUCGUUUUAGGGUAUCUUGCCGAAGAACAGUUGAUGACGGCUUAUGAUGAAUUUUUACUGGCUAGCCCAUAUUUAGAUGCCCUUAGAAAUGAAUAUGACAGGAUCUUUAUGACAUCACUUAGGAACAUUCUAGCUGAAUAUAGGGCUAUUAAAAUAUAUGUGGAAACAUGUAAGCCAUUUUUGUUAAGAAAGAAAUUAUUUCAAUGUUCAAAUCUGUUAGAAAUUGUAAAGUUUCUUGUUAGUUAUAUAGAUAUAAACAGACUACAUGCACAGGAGUUAAAUGUAGAUAAAAUAAGUUCAAGCAAAUAUACUUCAAAUACAAGAAUCAGUGUGUGUGAUGUUUGCGAUUCGUUAAGUUUGGAAACCUGCAUGUGCAAGGCUAAAUCUCCUAAACCAGUAUCUACGAUACAUCCCGCUUGUCAAAGAGAGGCAUCUACUUUAGAAAGUUCAAUAGAAACAACAGCACUAUCAGAUUUGCCAGGUAAUUUAGUGACGAAAAAGAAAAUUACCAAGGAUUCCGAGAUAGAAAUUGCGCCAUCACAAACUAGCUCCACUGAACAAGUAACUGAUGUCAAUUUAAAAAGUUGGAAUACUUGCACUUUAAGUAGUACAAGCCAUGAACCACAGCUGCCUUCAGUACCACCGCAAGAUAUAAAUAAUUCUAUAAAUUUUAAUACACAGGAUAUUAUCAUCUCUAAAUCAGAUGAAUCAAAGCAAAAAAUUGAAGAGUUUAAUAAUAUAUUAAAUUUAGUUUGCAGCAAUAAUAAUUCUUCAACCCCAACAAGUGGUAGUAAUUAUAAUUCUCAAGAUUCUACCAAUAGAACGAUACCUAAUGCUGGUACUUUCCAAGAAUUUGCAACAGGCGUAGGUGAGAGCAAUGAUAGGGAAAAAUCAAUUGUUCCUGAUUCAAGUACUUCAGAAAAUUCUAGUAUACAGAACAAUGCAAGAACAGAAAAUAAAGUAAAUAUAAACCAAAUAACACAUAUUAAAGGUCAAUCAAAAACGCAAUUUUUACUAAAAGUUACAACUGCUAAUUCACAACAUGGUCCAGCAAGCAAUACUAAUGAUUCGAUAAAUACACCAAAAAGUGAAUUGCCUAAAAUCAAAAGUCUAUCAAAACAGAAGUUUGAUGACCCAAAAAUUAAAAUACUAUCAGAUGUAAAAGUAGGCAAAAGCUUUAAAAGCAAUAAUAAUAAAAAAGCUCCUACAGUAAAACCUGUUACAUCGACACCUUUGUUUCAAAUGCAAACAAUUGUUAUUAAUGGUACACCCGCGUAUAAGAACAAACAAGGGGCAAACUUUAGCUAUACUAAAGAUGAAAUUAUGGCGAUGCCUACUAUCAUUUUAGUCCCUGCAUCAGGUGCUUCGCAGAGCGCAACAACAGCUAAAAGUUCAACAGCCCAAAGUGUAAAUACUGUAGAAACAACCACUACUUCUGCAGCACGUAUGCUAGGGCCCCUAAUGAUAGAUACUGUUUCUAAUAAUUCCGUACCUGCGCAUAAUUCUGAAACAAUAGAAGAAGUAAUACCAAAAGAUCCUUCAAGAGCGGCACAAGAAAUUAGUUCAGUGCAGCCAAUAGAUGUCACACAUAGCUCUGUUCCAAAAGACACAAAUCUUACCGUUUCAAACAAGACAAGUACACCUCAUAUUUUACCUCCAGCGCGAAAGUCCUCUUCUACGCCGCGAAGAACGUCGCACGUAAGAGUUUUAGAUUUCACAACACCAAGAAGAAUAUUACAUGAAACAAUUAACGAACAAGAUACAAAUAAAAUCAUAUCAGAUGAGGUAGUCAAUAAUGAAAAUAGUGACUUUCCACUUGAAGAUAGUGUCGUCAAUAAUGAUAAAAUAAUAAUUCAGCAGGCUGAUUCCAAUACUUCUAAUGCUAAUCUUCCCACAAAGUCGAAUAGUUUUAAAAAAAGAAAUUGGGAUGCCGAAUUACGAGCCCUUGCCGUGAAAAACGACGACGAAGCUGUAUUUACACCUAAAUUGAAACCCGAGAAAGCCAAAAUUAAUAAGAAAAAGGUUUCAUCGAAAGAUGAGAAUGUUCAAGAGACUUCAGAAACAGAUAAACUUACUAAUAAGAAGAGUAAAAAAAAAUUGUCACCUAAAACAAAAAAAUCCAAGAAAAAGAUGAAAUCUGCUAAAAUCGUUUUAGAAUCUACAGAAGAAAAAGAGCCUACUGACAAAAAAACUUUAAAAUGCUCCAUGAAUCCAACGGUUAACAUAAUAAGAGAAACAGAUUGGAAUACUAUGGAAUCAAAGGAGAAUACAGAUAAUCAAUCAGAUAUAGGAAUAAUUAAUUAUAGCGACGAAAGGGUCGAUACACCAGAAACGGAAAGACUUUCAUUACAGAAUGUAAUAGGAGCGAAACUCAAUAUAUCUGAUCUUUUAGAGACACCUUAUAAACAAGUAUUGUAUGAUAUUCAAAUGGAAACUCCUAAGUUUUUAGGUGCCGAUUUACCUGACGAACCCAUUUCAGAUAUAAAAAUUAUGAAUAUACCUACACCUCGAUUUCUAGCUACGCCUAAACCAUUACAAGCAACUCCAUCAUACUCGUCCCGUACUACUGAUUAUUCUAGUGGAGGUUCGUAUUAUAAACCAGACGAUCAAGAUUAUAUUCCGGCACGCGAAGUUUUAGAGUGCGCUGUUACUGUCGUUGAAGAACCAGUUAAGGUUGUAAAUGAAAAACCUAAGGAAUCAAAGGUUGACGUCAAAGAUAAGUCUGAAAAAUCUAGUCGGCCGCAGAGGAAGUGCACUAAAAACGUGUCUUAUAAAAGUCUUAAUGCUACGGCAAGGUCCAAGGACCUUGAAAAUCAAGAUGUUGCUUCUGUGUCAAGUGAGACGAGCAAUGCCAGUUCACGUGAAAGAAAAGCCGACAAAUCAAUGGAGCCACGUAAUCGACUAAAAGCUAAAAGUAAAAAUGAUACUAAAAAGUUAGUUACAAGCAUACAUAAGUCCCCCUUAAAGAAUGAAACUGCCAAGAAGUAUAUUAGAAUAAAAGCAUUUCGAAAAACACCGGUUAAAGAAACGCCGAAUAAGGGUAGAAAAAAAACUGCUGACUUGUUUCAUACGCUUUCUGCAAAAUCACUCUCAAGAAAACGAACAACUAGUAAGGAAAAAGGUACGAAUAUUAUACCUGUUCUCACCUCUGUUCCUACAAAAUCACGAAGAAAAUCAUCAACACCUAGAAAACUGCAUUGUACAAAACCUUUUAAUUCAGAUAGUGCUGAUCCAAAUUCUUCUGAUUUAUCUAAAAGCACGCAAAAAAUAACUGGAGAAAAAAACGCGUAUUGUCCUCAGGAGUCUGAUACUGAGCAACAACCUCUCUUGUGGUCUGAUGAUGGUUCCCAAGAAACUAAGUACAAAGAAAAUCAAUCGAUAUCGAACACUGAUACUGACGAUAUUAGUAAAAUAAAAGAAUUUAUCGAAAAAUCUGUGAUUGAAAAGCAGGUUUCUGAAAGUGAAGGUAGCUUGCACGACGAUUUAGUGAGACGAGGUUUUGAUGUUGAGACUGCAAAAAUAAUCGAGCGUGAUUUGCUUGAUGCGACGCCAGUUCAAGACACUGCGGUACAGUCUACGAGUGACAUUACAAGUUUAAAUAAAAUUGCGGUUUCUCAAAAUGUUAGUGAUAAGGUUGAGUCAGAUGGCAGUAUUUCAAAUAAUUUGCUUAUAGUACAAGAAGAGGAUGAAGCGGAAGAAAUAGAACUUUCGGUUGACGAAUGUAAUGAGGAGUGUGAGAAUUUUGUUACAUGCGAAUUUGAGGAGUCAAGCUUUGUACCUAGUGUUCACAUUUCAAAAUUGAAAGAUACAUUUUCUAUGGAAGUAUGCAUAGAGGAUGGAGUUCCAAUAAGGCUGAGAGCGACUCCUUUUAAUGGUUUAUUUGAAGAAAAUUCGUUCGAACCGAAUAAAGAUUUUAACACGAACGAAACAGAAUUAGCAGUAAGUUCAAUAUGUAACAUAGAUAAACUAUACACACCAAUGAAAGAUCGAAGGGCACAGUGUAUUGAAAUAUUUGAUUCAACAUUAACAAGUAUAGAUACACCGCUGAAAAAAGAAAGUAAUAAAGAAAUUGUUUAUGAAACAACAGUUGCUGAAAUAGUUCUAGAAGUUGAAAAUGUAGAAGUAAAAGAAAAAUCUGAAACGAAAAAGAGGAAAAGGGCACAAAGCGGUGUCUCCGAUGAGUCGCUUAACAAAAAGACAAAACCUGAUACUCAGUACUUACUAAACUCGGCCAACAUACAGAAUAUUGAUAUAGAGUCAGUAUUGAGUAAAUUACAUGGACCUUAACAGACUGAAAUUGUUUUAUCAUUGUAUUUUAAAGUGAAAUCUUAUGAGUUAAGGACAAUAGUUUUAAUAGAAAUUAUGUUGAUCAUAUAUGUAUUAUGUAAAUAAUUUUAAUCGUAUACAUAAGUCAAUUUUUUGAAUAUUAUGUAAGUAUGUUUCAUAAUCGAUAAAAUAAAUAAAAUACGUGAUAUUUACGUGUUUUGUAGUAACAUGUGUGAGACACAGUGUUUUUAUAUUUUCUAAUAAAUUAAUUGCCUGUUUAUUUCGUAUCUACUGCAGGGUAGAUUUGUAACUGUUCGUACUUUAAGCCGUUAUAAUGUUUGAC
Nymphalis io (European peacock) is the source of this 4802-nucleotide messenger RNA. RefSeq lists its product as uncharacterized. The record is from RefSeq and is a predicted model, not a curated record. Lineage: Eukaryota; Metazoa; Arthropoda; Insecta; Lepidoptera; Nymphalidae. Bases 155 to 4480 code for a protein of 1441 amino acids. The transcript is spliced from 9 exons.